AUGCCGUUACAAACUCAGAGUCUGACUGGACUAAAGUUUCAGGCAGUUGCUUUCAUGCUCUCAGCCAUUUCCUGGGUCCCAAGAGUCUCUGUUCCAUGGGAUCUAUAUCUAGAUGGUGAACACCCAAUCAUGAUGGUUGUCAAUUCAUGGUACCACAUGGUUGGGUUUGUCGCUGUCGACGAUGCAUUCUUUGCUCUGGGGCAAGGCUUCUUGCUGUGGUUGUCUUUGCAGCAGAUACGGCGUGCAGAGGACGAGGAAAGACAGCCGCUUCUGGGGUGA
This is a messenger RNA of Penicillium coprophilum, 279 nucleotides long. RefSeq lists its product as uncharacterized. Bases 1 to 279 code for a protein of 92 amino acids. The record is from RefSeq and is a predicted model, not a curated record. NCBI's taxonomy places the organism in Eukaryota, Fungi, Ascomycota, Eurotiomycetes, Eurotiales, Aspergillaceae. The transcript has a single exon.